This is a messenger RNA of Rhododendron vialii, 1861 nucleotides long. RefSeq names its product UPF0481 protein At3g47200-like. NCBI's taxonomy places the organism in Eukaryota, Viridiplantae, Streptophyta, Magnoliopsida, Ericales, Ericaceae. The coding region runs from base 153 to 1535 and encodes 460 amino acids. The record is from RefSeq and is a predicted model, not a curated record. The transcript is spliced from 2 exons.
CUCACUCCAAAGUACAAACAAUAGUUCAAUAUUUAUCCCAUUCGAUGCACUUAAGCAGGCUGAGAUGACUCACGUAUGCAGUUGAUUCCUUCUCUCUUCAAUAUUCUUCCUCAACAAUAAACCAUCCGUUAAACUUACACAAAAUCUUUGAGAUGGCAAAGACUACUUCGGUGAAACCCGAAGGCAACCUACAACAGCUUAUACGAGAAGCUGAUGAAUUGGCAGCUAAGCUGUAUUCAAGGACAUCUGAUAUCGCAAUCUAUAGAUUUCCCCGAACUCUCCGCGAGGGCAACGAAAAGUACUCCAAACCAAGGACAAUGGCUAUAGGCCCCUUUCAUGCUCAUGCUCAUGCUCAUGCUACAGAUCUGGAUCGCGUACAAAGUAAAAUGUUUAACUUCUCCCACGUUACGCGUGAAAUUGGAGGUAUGGGAGUUAUGAAAACGCUUAUCAAUGAAUUGGAGAAGUUAGAACUGACGGCUCGGGCGUGCUACGAUUCAGAUAAAGUGGUAACUGAUAUGAAACACUACGAGUUCUCGAAGAUUAUGAUACUUGAUGGCUGCUUUGUUUUUCGGGUAAUUGUUCAAUUAACCUACAAAAAACUUCCGCUAGUUACGCCCACAUUAGGGAGCUCUCAUGGGUCGAUAUAUGAUCUCCUUCUAGACUUUGUUAAACUUGAAAACCAGAUUCCGUUCUUCAUCCUGGAAUCCAUCUUUGAGAAAUACAAGCAGCUCAAUCCAGACGCGGCCUCUAGCUUAUCCGAGUAUGCUCUUAGUUUUCUUGGGAUGACCAUACUAAAAGAGCAUAACCUUUGUACUCCGAAACCCGAGCAGAGAAUCAAUCAUCUGCUUCACUUGGCGAAGAUGGCGUUAUUCCCUCUUCCUCGUCCAGAUAGUGCUUCAACAAUGACAACCGUAGUGAGCAUGGGCCCCGACAAGCCAUCAUCAUCGUCGUCGUCGUCAUCCUUAUUGACUGAAACAAGAACUGCAUCAGAGCUGAAAGCAUACGGAGUCAACUUCCGGACGCCAAAGGUCGGUAAUAAUGCUUACCUGCAAGAUAUACGCUUCAAGAAUGGCGUCCUUGAAAUCCCAAAACUCAUGUACAACGAAAUAACCGCUCCACUCUUCCUGAACUUCUUGGCUUACGAAGUUUCGUAUCACAGGAACGACAUGGAGGAACUUGCUGUAAUGUCCUACAUCUGGUUCAUGGAUAGCCUCAUCAGGGACGUCGAGGACGUUGAGGUGCUUGUUCAAUCCGGUGUCCUGCAAGCUCGGAUCACCGACGCCAAGGAUAUAGUCUCUUUGUUUAACAGCCUCGCCGGGAGCCAGUUUAUCGAGCCAGAGAGAUACCACUUCGAGCAUAUACAUCGACAGUUGAAGAGAUACUGUGAGUCCGGCCUCCGCCCGCUUCGCGCGAAAUUGGUUUAUUUCUACAAUCAUGGGAGGUGGGAUUUCCUUAAUACCAUCCUCCUCUCUUUCUUCACCGUCACCCAAACCCUGUUUUCCAUCCUUGCCUACCUCAUUCCCCUGAAAAAUUGAAAUAGCUACUGCUGUAGACCCUCUUCGCAUUCCCUUCGAUCCAAGGUGGUGCAUGCAUGUUUCGUUGCAAGGUUUUGUUUUGGAUGCUUAUUUUGGCGCUCCACUUUUAUACGCAGAUCCUUCACAAUUUUCUUUUGCUUUUUGCUUGGUGAGUGAGUGAUAUGAAAGUUUUUUUUUGUUUUUUUUAUUUUUAUCAUUAAUGAUAUGAAAGUAGUUCUGAUACACUAAUAAACGUUGGUUUCGAGAGCUGUUUGAGUGAAUAAUCGUUGUUCUAUUAUAAUGUAAAAGUUUAUACCAAUAAUAUUGUUGCUUGGACUUGCCUAUGA